GUAGAAGAUUAGAGCAUGCGAGGGUGAUAGAGAGAGUAUGUUUCAGUGAGUGAGGGUGAGACAAGGUAGAGAGUGUGAGUGUGAGAGUCAGAAUGGGGAACACAGACAGCAAACUGAAUUUUAGGAAAGCUGUCAUUCAACUGACCACAAAAACACAGCCAAUUGAAGCUAACGAUGAGGCAUUCUGGGAGCAGUUUUGGUCAGACAGUGUCACUACAGUUCAGGAUGUUUUCACUCUCAUCCCGGCCGCUGAGAUCCGAGCCCUACGUGAAGAAUCUCCUUCUAACUUGGCCACCCUUUGCUACAAAGCUGUGGAAAAGUUAGUUGUUGCCGCAGACUGUGGAUGCCCUUCACAGAAAGACCAACAAACAGUGUUAAACUGUGUACGCCUGUUGUCUCGGAUUUUACCCUAUAUCUUUGAAGACCCUGACUGGCGUGGCUUCUUCUGGUCCACAUUACCCGGUCAAGUGGACGAGCAUGACAAUCCACCAUUGGCUCAGUCUCUACUUAAUGCAAUUGCAGAUUUGCUGUUUUGCCCCGACUUUACUGUAGCCUCAAGCAGAAAAUCAGGACCAGACAACCCAGAGGACAUGCACAGCAUCGACAGUUGUGAGUACAUAUGGGAGAAGGGCGUUGGCUUUGCCCACUCCCCACCACACAAUAUUACACAUGACCAGAGCAGAACUGAACUCCUGAAGCUGCUUCUCACAUGCUUCUCAGAAACCAUGUACUUACCACCAAUAGCUGAUGCUCACAACCAGCCAAAUCAAUGGAUACAGUAUUUUACCUCUACAGAGAAUCGGCAUGCUCUGCCGCUUUUCACCUCCAUGUUAAAUGUAGUCUGUGCCUACGACCCUGUUGGGUAUGGAGUGCCCUACAACCAUCUGAUGUUCACUGAUUCUCGUGAACCACUUGUUGAGAUGGCCCUCCAGGUCCUCUGUGUCACCUUGGAGAAUGAUUCUGACCCCAACAGGAAUGUAUCAGUGGAUGGUACCAGUGCUGGGAGUACCGCCAUGGAACAAAACACUGAUGUUGGUGGUCCUGAUAACCUAUUUCUCAACUAUUUGUCUCGCAUUCACAGAGAAGAGGAUUUCUCUUUCAUCCUGAAGGGCCUCACUCGGCUACUGAACAACCCCCUAAUGCAGACCUACUUGCCUGGUUCCUGUAAGAAGGUCCACUUCUACCAAGAAAUGUUGGUACUGUUUUGGAAAAUGUGUGACAUCAAUAAGAAAUUCAUGUUCUAUGUGUUGAAGAGUAGUGAUGUUCUUGAUGUUCUCGUACCUAUUCUAUAUUUUCUCAAUGAUGCUAGAGCUGACCAAUCUCGUGUUGGUCUCAUGCACAUCGGCGUCUUCAUCCUGCUGUUGCUCAGUGGUGAGCGCAACUUUGGUGUCCGACUCAAUAAACCGUACUCUGUCCGAGUACCGAUGGACAUUCCUGUAUUCACUGGUACUCAUGCUGACUUCCUCAUCAUUGUUUUCCACAAGAUCAUCACCACAGGUCAUCAACGUCUACAACCUCUCUUUGAUUGCUUACUCACAAUUAUUGUCAAUGUGUCCCCUUAUCUAAAGACCUUGUCAAUGGUAGCCAGCACCAAGUUAUUACAUCUCCUACAAGCAUUUAGUACUCCAUGGUUUCUCUAUGCCAGUCCAACAAACCAUCAUCUUGUGUUCUUCUUGUUAGAAGUUUUCAACAAUAUCAUCCAAUAUCAGUUUGAUGGUAACUCCAAUCUUGUUUACACCAUCAUUCGUAAACGCAACGUGUUCCAUCUUCUGGCCAACCUGCCCACUGAGCACUCGGCAAUCGCACGGGCCCUCAGCAAGAGGGGAAAGAAGCUCUCGCACCCGCCUAGCGAGUCUAAGGAGCCAGAGACAAUGGAAGGGGCUACACCAGCUGCCGAAGCUGAACCAGGGACACUGAAAGUCUCCCUUGCUGCCACCCCACGUCUUGACAAUAUGACUGAGAAAUCUGCCCCUGAUGAGGGCCAUCACCAACCCACUCUCAAAGACCUGGCCAGCGGGGCUGCCACGAUGCACAACGUUCAGCCGGCGAACAACAUUCAGAAUCCCACUGAAGAAGACGAGGAAGAAGAGGAGGAGGAGGCGGAAGAGGUGGAAGGUCGUGAGCAGGUGGCAGAGAGGAGAGACGUGGAGAGUGAGGACGAGGAGGAGGAGGAUGCAGAAGAGGAGGACAUGGGAAUCGCCAGCCUCGGAAUUGCUUCCGAUGGCUCGACUUUGAACAAACCCAGCAUGUUUCCUUGCUCCCUCUCUCCAGAAAGUCUGACCUCUGCUGGUGGUGAUGGUGUUGGCGUCGGUAGGGGAGGGCUCUCAAGUAGCAGUCCUCCUCCUCCUCCACCUCACUUACUGAGGACCGGGUCGUCAAUGGGUUCAGCUGCUCCAUGGGUGGCCACACCCGACUGGGUGUCCAGCUGGAAACAGAAGCUACCCUUGCAGACCAUUAUGCGCAUGCUGCAAGUACUCGUACCCCAGGUGGAGAAGAUUUGCAUCGACAAGGGCCUGAAGGAUGAGAGUGAGAUCUUGAAGUUUCUCCAACAUGGUACCCUAGUCGGUUUGCUACCCGUGCCACACCCAAUUCUCAUCCGAAAGUACCAAGCAAACAGUGGAACGACAAUGUGGUUCCGAACUUACUUGUGGGGUGUGAUCUAUCUCAGUCAAUUGACUGCGGCCAUGCUGGAGCACCACCUUUAGUUGAACAAAUCA
Molecule: messenger RNA, 2717 nt
Organism: Octopus sinensis (East Asian common octopus)
Lineage: Eukaryota; Metazoa; Mollusca; Cephalopoda; Octopoda; Octopodidae
Product: protein HID1
Exons: 19
Coding region: 93-2705 (870 amino acids)
Cellular component (GO): Golgi trans cisterna; Golgi medial cisterna; membrane
Source: RefSeq, a predicted model, not a curated record